AUGAAGAGAGCAAAGAGACGCACAGAGAGCUCUGGCGGAGGUUCUUUUGCUGCAUUUGAUGCGGAGUCUUUGUAUAGGGAUGCGAGCGACAAGAAGGCGCUUGAAAGUCUUAACGAGUUUCAACGAGAAGCAGAGUUAGCGAGGAGAUAUGAAGAAGUAGCUAGGAGGAGACAGCGAGAAGAAUUGCUGCAACAGCACACAGCAAAAGAUGGGCGGCUGGAGGCUUUAUCAGAUAUUCGUGCGAGACGCGCUCGAAUGAAACAACUGCAAACAAAAGCCUCUGACUCCAGCUCUGAGGGUUCAAGCGAAGAAGGAGAAAUAGUCGUAGGGGGUGGCAGCGAGAUGGAGAUAAGCGGAGACGAGGGGAUCGACGGGGAGGAGACGAUCCCAGCCUCAAGCAGAGUUAAUGAAGAGCAAACAGAUACUGCGAAACAAACUGCCUCUAGAAAGAGACCUGCUGCGCGAGCUGAGGAGGGGGAGGGCAGUUUGUUUGCUGAAGACAGAAACGAGUUAGGAGAGAGACAGCGGAGUUGUUUAUCAACGCGUUUAUUAAGCAGACUGUCUCUGCAGCUUGUGAAUAGGGUUUGGUUGUCUGUUGUUCGAAUACAUCAUAUACUCGGUCAUCCUUCAGCUGUCUCCUUUCUUUCCGGGUGUAUUGUUAAAGUGUCUCCUCCUCAACCUGUCUCUUCUUCUGUCUCUUCAUCAUUACCUCCAGCGACUUACUCAGAUCCUCUUGUAUGUCUUAUUGUUGGACUUCGUGCAUGCGAACCGUAUUACUGCAUGCAGCAGCAAAACAGCAAUAGCAAUAUCAGCAGCAACAGCAGCAGCAACAGCAGCAGCAACAACAGCAGCAGCAGCAGCAAUAGUGGCGGACUGAGGUGUACAUACACCCUAGUCCUUCGCCCCACACCUCGAGCUAGCGCCAAAUAUGAUAGAGAAUUUAAGUUAAACGAGCUUGUAGACUGCCCUGUAACACUCAAAGAAUUUCAAUGCUGGGUUAAAAAACUGCAGCAGUUCGAAACUGCCGAAGACAUCGCCAAACAAAUGAAACUCAAAAUUCAACAACUCGAAAAGUUUACAUACACUGAUGAAGACGUACAAGAAAUCUUAAGAGGACGAGAGGAGACAGGGGGUUUGCUGCAGCGUGCGCGAGGAGGUCUAUUAAAAGAGCUGGUGUCUCUGAAGCAUCAGAUUGCUUCUGUGAUGGAGUGUCUGUCCAGCUCUCGAACAAGCAGCAGCAAGAGACAAGAAUUGAAGGAGACUCUCUUAGAAUUACAAAACAAAAAAGAUAAAGCAGAAGCAGAGCUUAUCAAAUCCAGCUCAAAUGCUGCUCCUUUCCUGUCUCCUCAUGCUCAUACAGACAGAGAAAACAGCAAAAAAGCUACUCGAGUUCUUGCUGCUGCUGCUGCACAGCAGCAGCAGCAGCAGCAGCAGCUAAGACACGGGGCUAAUGCUGUUGCACCUACAGGGGUUUGUGGUGUCUCCUCGUCUUUCAGCGGUUUGUCGCUGUCUAUCGGGGAGACGCAGCAGCAGCAGCAGCAGCUUGUUGCUGCUUAUGUCUCGGUAUGUCUCUUUUCUGUCUCCUUUUAA
Eimeria acervulina is the source of this 1590-nucleotide messenger RNA. RefSeq lists its product as hypothetical. The transcript is spliced from 7 exons. The record is from RefSeq and is a predicted model, not a curated record. NCBI's taxonomy places the organism in Eukaryota, Apicomplexa, Conoidasida, Eucoccidiorida, Eimeriidae. Gene Ontology annotation, molecular function: DNA binding. The coding region runs from base 1 to 1590 and encodes 529 amino acids.